AAAAUAUCUGCUCUACCCUUUUACAAAGCUUGUACCAGCAGUCUACCACCUUUCCUUUCUUGCAUUUCCAGGCAAAUGCGCAGACUGUUGAAGUUUUGAUCCCCCCACAAUGAAGCAACUCGAACCAACAACAGCAACUCUAAAACCACCACAUUGCAAGAACCCUCGGAGAACCAAGGCUAAAGACCAGUCUUCAAGGCCCCAAAGUGUGCUCCCUGACAGCACCAAGAACAGCAGCAGGAAGAGUUUGGUGAUGAAGACCAAGCCUAAAUCUGGGGACCAGCUGCAACUGGGUGGAUGUUAUCAAAAGGGUAGAGUUGUGGAACAAUUUGGAAGGCCUAGGCGUCCUAAUGUUGUUAAAGAAAACACGAGUUCAACAGAGAAGAAGAAUAGUGUUGAUGGACUGAGAGAGAAGCUGAGUUGUACUGAGGGUUUGGUUAAAGAUUUGCAGGCUCAGAUGAAGGGUUUGAGGGCUGAGUUGGAUGGUGCAAGGAGCUUGAAUAUGGAGCUGGAGCUUAUUAAUAGAAAACUCAGGGAGGAUCUUGCUGCUGCUGAAGUCAAAUUAGCUGCUCUUUCGAGCCCUCACCCUGGCUUGGACCAGGUGCAGCUGCAGAGGGAGUCAAGUGGAGAGUACCAGAGCCCCAAAUUCAAGGACAUUCAGAAACUCAUUGCCAACAAGUUGGAACACCCAAAAGUUAUAAGGGAGACAAAAAUAGUUCAAGCGCCAUUAAUGGAAACUGCUUGUUUGACUUCAAAAGAUGCCAGCUCAAAGACAGGUUCACCAAUAAUUCACUCUCUGCCACCGCCUCCACCACCACCACUGCCGCCGCCUCGGUUCCCUGCUAAAGGAGCCACCACCCCAAAGGCUCAUUACCUUAUAGUGGACUUGUUGACAAGGGCAGAAAAGAAAAAAGAUCCCUCAGCAGCAGCAGCAUGGAAUCAGAAAAAACCCACUAUUGUUAGCGUGCAUAGUAGCAUAGUUGGUGAAAUUCAGAACCGUUCGGCUCAUCUACUAGCUAUAAAAACAGAUGUCGAAACAAAGGGAGAAUUCAUCAACAGCCUCAUCCACAGAGUGUUGGUUGCAGCCUAUACAGAUAUAGAAGAUGUUGUGAAAUUUAUCAACUGGCUCGACAAAGAACUUGCAUCCCUGGCCGAUGAACGUGCUGUGCUAAAGCAUUUUAAGUGGCCGGAGAGAAAAGCUGAUGCCAUGAGAGAAGCUGCUAUCGAAUAUCGUGAUCUAAAAUUGUUGGAAACAGAGAUUUCUUCCUACGAGGACGACACUGGCAUUCCCUGUGGAAGUGCCUUGAAGAAGAUGGCUGGCCUACUGGACAAAUCGGAAAAGAGCAUACAGGGGCUUAUCAAACUGAGAAAUUCAGUAAUGCGUUCUUAUCAGGAGUGUAAGAUUCCGGUCGAUUGGAUGCUUGAUUCAGGAAUGGUAUUUAAAAUAAAGCAGGCUUCGAUGAAGCUGGUCACAAUGUAUAUAAAGAGAGUGGGAACGGAGCUUCAAUCGGUACGCAGUUUAGACAAGGAAACUGCACGAGAGGCACUGCUUCUUCAAGGCAUGCAUUUCGCAAAUAGGGCUCAUCAGUUUGCCGGAGAUCUCGACUCGGAAACGUUGUGUGCUUUUGAAGAGAUUAGGCAGUGCAUUCCAGGACACCUGGUGGGAUCCAAAGGAUUGUUGACCGGAAUAUCAUCGGCAUGAGUCGUGUGGUUGGUACAUAGAUUUCAUUUAUCAGUACUUGUUUUUCCAUUUUGUCCUUUGAAGCAGUGGUAGUUGUGGAUAUAUAUAUACAUGCACAUGGGUGGAGGAGACUAUAUAUAUAUACACAUGUGCAUCUAUGUAUGCAUGCCUGCAUGUGGGAGAAGGGAGACUGUCCAGCAAAACAACACGGUAGAAGUGAUGUGAACCUGGAGAUUUUAGCACAACAAUUUAUCUGCAGCGGGUUUGGUAUUCUGAAUA
Hibiscus syriacus is the source of this 1960-nucleotide messenger RNA. RefSeq names its product protein CHUP1, chloroplastic-like. Gene Ontology annotation, biological process: chloroplast organization. Lineage: Eukaryota; Viridiplantae; Streptophyta; Magnoliopsida; Malvales; Malvaceae. Gene Ontology annotation, cellular component: chloroplast outer membrane. The transcript has 7 exons. Bases 110 to 1702 code for a protein of 530 amino acids. The record is from RefSeq and is a predicted model, not a curated record.